Molecule: messenger RNA, 1266 nt
Organism: Chiloscyllium plagiosum (whitespotted bambooshark)
Lineage: Eukaryota; Metazoa; Chordata; Chondrichthyes; Orectolobiformes; Hemiscylliidae
Gene: nrm
Product: nurim
Cellular component (GO): nuclear membrane
Source: RefSeq, a predicted model, not a curated record
AGAGAACACGCCCUAUGCGCCGCCAUUGGGCCUGCGCGCGCCCCGCCCUGUGACCCGGAAGCGCUCCCUGGCCCGUUGCCAUGGCGGUGUUCCAUUCGGCCGCGCUCGUCGCCCUGUCUCUGGCCAACUUUGUUUUCGUUUCGUGGAGCGCGGCCGAGUUCGUGGCGUUUGUUUCCCUUCGGCAGAUUUACCGGGAGAGCAGGAGGCCUGCAGCAGCAGCAGCGACAGAGCCCAAGGCGGAUGCACAAGAACACGUGGAAUGGCAUUCUGUCUUUAGAGACAGGCAAAUCCAGCAGGCUCUCCUCUUCAACCUGGCACUACUCGCAUUCUUCAUCCUGCAGCACAGCAUUAUGGCGAUGGAGACAGUGAGGAGAUGGACGCUAACUUGCUUUGGGGUCCUUCAGCGAUCCGUCUAUGUGUUCUGCACGGCAGCCUGUCUCCAGCUGCUGAUGCACUACUGGCAGCCCACCCACGCUGCCCCCUUGCUAUGGAACGUGUCCAGGGAACCCUGGGUUACCUGGUUUCCAUUGGUCUGUUUCAUUGUUCACGUCAUUGCCUGGCUGAUCAUCUUCAGUAUUGUCCUCAUCUUUGACUACGCUGAACUCAUGGGUCUCAAGCAGGUUUAUUAUUGCUGUCUCGCUCUUGGAGACCCCAUGGAACUGAAAUCGCAGAAGGCCCAGCGUUUGUAUUGCCACCUGCGGCACCCGGUCUUCCUGGAGUUCCUGGUCAUCCUGUGGUUGCUGCCCAGCUUGUCCCUCGACCGCCUGCUGCUGUCCAUCACCUUCACCCUGUACAUGAUCUGUGGCCACAGCCUGGACCAGCACGACUAUCGCUACCUCCGCUCGCAGCUCAACAAGAAGUUUGAGAUCUUCUCCCGGGAGGAGAGCACUCACAACCACCCGGCAGCUCACGACAGCCUCGGAGGACCGGUCGAGUACCAGGAGUAGCCUGCAAGCCUUGGGAGGGGGGAGGUGACACCUGCGCAUCUGGAAGCAUUCCCUGCUUUACCUCUGCGCUGUGACUCCUAAACUGCACAAGGCCUUGGUGAUCUUUAUCUUUGGCAGCAGAUAAGUGCGUGCUUUUUUUUAGAAAGCACUUUCGGGUUUGCAUGGUAGUCAGCCUUGGAGUCUUUCCUUCUCUGCUGGCACCUAGCAUCCCAUCACACUCAGGUAUCUCGCAGGUCAGAUGUGCAGUGAAGCUCCAUUUAUCCUGCCUCAACAGUGUGCCUUCGCUUCCAACCUCAGAAAACCACCUCUUCUCCACCCC